This is a messenger RNA of Myotis daubentonii (Daubenton's bat), 1901 nucleotides long. RefSeq names its product tyrosylprotein sulfotransferase 2 (gene TPST2). Gene Ontology annotation, biological process: peptidyl-tyrosine sulfation. The transcript has 6 exons. The record is from RefSeq and is a predicted model, not a curated record. NCBI's taxonomy places the organism in Eukaryota, Metazoa, Chordata, Mammalia, Chiroptera, Vespertilionidae. Gene Ontology annotation, molecular function: protein-tyrosine sulfotransferase activity. The coding region runs from base 126 to 1259 and encodes 377 amino acids. Gene Ontology annotation, cellular component: Golgi apparatus.
AUAUCUGUGAGAUGUAUCCGAAUUAUAAUACGAAGUUCUGGCCUGUUCUUCCUCCUGGCUGAUGUGAGCCCAGCAGGCCUCUGGCGGACCUACCACUGAAGCCGGCCCCGCACCCCAGGCCCAGCAUGCGCCUGUCGGUGAGGAGGGCGCUGCUGGCGGCCGGCUGCGCCCUGGGCCUGCUCCUGGCCUUCCAGCUGGGGCAGCAGGUGCUGGAGUGCCGGGCGGUGCUGAAGGGCCCGCAGAGCCGCUGGCCCGCCAUGCGGCCGGAGCACGAGGACCUGGUGAUGGUGGGCACGGACCGCGUGGAGUACCGCUACGGCAAGGCCAUGCCGCUCAUCUUCGUGGGCGGCGUGCCCCGCAGCGGCACCACGCUGAUGCGCGCCAUGCUGGACGCCCACCCCGAGGUGCGCUGCGGCGAGGAGACCCGCAUCAUCCCCCGCGUGCUGGCCAUGCGCCAGGCCUGGUCCAAGUCGGGCCGGGAGAAGCAGCGACUGGACGAGGCGGGCGUGACGGACGAGGUGCUGGACGCCGCCAUGCAGGCCUUCAUCCUGGAGGUGAUCGCCAAGCACGGCGAGCCGGCCCGCGUGCUCUGCAACAAGGACCCCUUCACCCUCAAGUCCUCCGUCUACCUGUCGCGCCUCUUCCCCAACUCCAAGUUCCUGCUGAUGGUGCGCGACGGCCGCGCCUCCGUGCACUCCAUGAUCACCCGCAAGGUCACCAUCGCCGGCUUCGACCUCAGCAGCUACCGCGACUGCCUGACCAAGUGGAACAAGGCCAUCGAGGUGAUGUACGCGCAGUGCCUGGAGGUGGGCCGCCACAAGUGCCUGCCCGUGUACUACGAGCAGCUGGUGCUGCACCCCCGGCGCUCCCUCCAGCUCAUCCUGGACUUCCUGGGCAUUGCCUGGAGCGACUCCGUCCUGCACCACGAGGACCUCAUCGGCAAGCCCGGCGGCGUCUCCCUGUCCAAGAUCGAGCGAUCCACCGACCAGGUCAUCAAGCCCGUGAACCUGGAAGCCCUGUCCAAGUGGACCGGGCACAUUCCCGGGGACGUGGUGAGGGACAUGGCCCAGAUCGCCCCCAUGCUGGCUCGGCUCGGCUACGACCCCUACGCAAACCCUCCCAACUACGGCAACCCGGACCCCAUCGUCAUCAACAACACGCACCGGGUCUUGAGAGGGGACUAUAAAACACCAGCCAAUCUGAAAGGACAUUUUCAGGUGAACCCGAACAGCACCGCCUCCCACGUGGGAAGCUCGUGAUUUCCAGCAGUCGCUGCUGUUUGCUCUUCGUACAUGAGAAGGGCGUCUGAGGUCGGGGUGCAGGCUGCGAUGCGGGGAGCCUCCCGUCUCCUGCGGGCGCUGCAGCCGCGCGCUCUGCUGUCACCCCUGCGAAGGGGACCGGCCUGGGCUCACGCGGCCCCCCUGCUUUCAGGUCUCCGCAGUGGCUGUCGCCAGGAAGGGGAGAAGCUGCCUCCAGCGGAAAUCGGACUCUAAUCCAAGCAUAUUGCUUGCUAUAACCGGCACAGGGCCUGCUGCCGAGGGGUGACUUGCAUAUGUUUGCAAAGCCGGGCCAUUGGAAACUUUCUGUGAAACGCUGCCUUCGGACCCUCCGGGAUGGAGGGCGGGAGUGCGGACACCGUCCAGCUUUGGAAACUUGGUUUUUAUAUUUUCCCGCGAGAACUUUUUCUAAGAAGUGGCCUUGCCGCCUGGCUCCUGUGCAGGGCCCUGGGCGGCGCUGCCGGCUGGGACCAGGCCACCCCGUGCCUCUCCUAGGCCCUAUUUUUGAAUUCAAAGAAUCUAUUUAAAAAUUUAAUAUAUGAGGCUUUCUUUCAUUCCUCCCCAGCCCUUAAAUGGACACAGAAAAUAGAUCUAUUAUUUGAAUAAAGUGAUCAGGGACUCGUU